Molecule: messenger RNA, 1863 nt
Organism: Zingiber officinale
Lineage: Eukaryota; Viridiplantae; Streptophyta; Magnoliopsida; Zingiberales; Zingiberaceae
Product: UDP-glycosyltransferase 74D1-like
Exons: 1
Coding region: 104-1690 (528 amino acids)
Molecular function (GO): UDP-glycosyltransferase activity
Source: RefSeq, a predicted model, not a curated record
CUUCUACCAGUCAAAACCACCGCCCUGCUUGACUGCAAAGUAUUUCUCCAGCUUCCGAUAAGUAAAUGGACCUCUCACCAGCAGGUCACUGACUGGAGCAGGGAUGGCCAACGGGGAGAUCAUCAUCCUCCCCUUCCACGAUUCCGGUCACGUCUUUCCCGCCACCGAGCUCGCCUCCCGCCUCGCCGCCCGGAACUACUGCGUCACCCUUCUCCUCCCUUCGGCUCCCUCCACCAACUCCUUCCGUCUCAGUCCCCUCAUCCAAAUUGUGGAGCAUCCCAGGGUUCAUCCUCCAUCAGCUCCGCCGGCGUCGUCCUCUCCUCCAUCAGCUCCGCCGGCGUCGUCCUCUCCUCCUCCCGCUCCGCCCUUUCAGGAGGAUUUGUCGCUCUUUCGAGACCUCCUGCACGAGAGGAUGGGCGGGGAGGAUCGAUCCGCUCGCCCGGUGUGCGCCAUCGUGGACGUGAUGAUGGGCCAGGCGCUCGAUGUGUGCCGCGAGUUCGGCCUGCCCGCGGCUAUCUUCUUCACUUCCAGCGCUUGCUCGGCCGCGAUGGAUUACGCUGCGGCGAAGAUAAGAUCUGGAGAAUCCGACGCGCUUCGAGGUUUGCCGGAGGAGAUGGCUCUGCCGACCGUAGACCUGAUGCGGGCCGGUCCGCCUCCGUUACGUCCGAGCGGCGAUCUUGCUCCGCCACCGCCUCCAUUCGAGCAUCGUCACCACGGUGGAGGGCCGAUCCCUCCGCCUUUGGUCCCAGGUGGCGAUCUAGCUCCGCCACCGCUUCCAUUCGAACAUCGGCACCAAGGUGGAGGGCCGAUCCCGCCUGGUCCGCCGCCGGCCCUCGCACAAAUGGACGGCGCGAUCGCCCUUCUCUUCAAUACGUGCGACGAUCUGGAGCAUCCAUUCCUCGAAUACCUAGCGAGCAAAGCGAAAAAGCCGAUUUGGGGCAUUGGCCCUCUCCUCCCGUCUCAAUUUUGGUCCGCUGCGGGCUCCGUCCUUCGCGACGGUGCAAUCAGGUCCACGACCGGAAAAGGUAACCCCGGCGCCAUCUCAGAAUCCGACGUCAUCGAGUUCCUCGAUUCAAAGCCCCAUGGUUCCGUGCUCUAUGUCUCCUUCGGGUCGAUCGUCAUCCCCAGCGACGAGGAGCUCCAGGAGCUGACGGAAGCUCUCAAGGAGUCGAGCCGCCCGUUCAUCUGGGCCUUGCAACGACACACACGGCGACCCGGCGCGCCCAAGGUCUAUUUCCCAGAGGGGCUGGCGGAGGAGGCCAAGGGAAGGGGGAUGGUGAUCCACGGCUGGGCGCCGCAGCUGUUGAUACUGAGCCACCCGGCCGUAGGGGGGUUUGUGACGCACUGCGGGUGGAACUCAACGGUGGAGGCGCUCGGCCUCGGCGUGCCCGUCCUCGCGUGGCCGGUGCACGGCGACCAAGUUUGGAACGCGAAGCUGGUGGUGCGGAGGCUGAGGACGGGGUUGGCCGUGAAGGGCGAGAGCGGAGGGAUGGUGAUGAGGAAGGAGGUGGCGGAGGGGAUCGAGCGGCUAAUGCGAGACGAGGAGACGAGGAAACGGGCGGCGACAGUGGCAUCGGAAGUGUUUACCGGUGGGGCGAUCAAGAGCUCGGAGGCUGCUUUGGGCACGUUUCUAGAGUUCAUGGACAGCAAGCGUAAGGUCUCCGAGGCAAAGGAAACACGCGGACUGUGAUUCGCACUGCCGACGAAGGCUGAGGAGAUUACGAGCAACAAGAAAAAAAAAAAUAAUGAUAGACUCAGAUUUUGUAUUGUAUACGGUUAUGGGGUAAAUGAGCCAAAUCGUUUGUAAGUUAUUCGAAGUAAUGAGGUUCGUUAAGAUAAAUAAAUCAAGUUCAAGUUUUACAA